Molecule: messenger RNA, 882 nt
Organism: Acanthosepion pharaonis
Lineage: Eukaryota; Metazoa; Mollusca; Cephalopoda; Sepiida; Sepiidae
Source: the annotation of a GenBank genome assembly
AUGUUCAUCUAUCUAUCUAUCUAUCUAAUAUUGUUCAUCAUCUAUCUAUCUAUCUAUCUAUAUGUUGUGUCAAGUUUCAACACUAUCUAUCUAAUUAUGUUCAUCUAUCUAUCUAUCUAUCUAUCUAAUAUUGUUCAUCAUCUAUCUAUCUAUCUAUCUAUCUAUCUAUCUAUCUAUCUGUUGUGUUUCAACACUAUCUAUCUAAUUAUGUUCAUCUAUCUAUCUAUCUAUCUAUCUAAUAUUGUUCAUCAUCUAUCUAUCUAUCUAUCUAUCUAUCUAUCUAUCUAUAUGUUGUGUUUCAACACUAUCUAUCUAAUUAUGUUCAUCUAUCUAUCUAUCUAUCUAUCUAAUAUUGUUCAUCAUCUAUCUAUCUAUCUAUCUAUCUAUCUAUCUGUUGUGUCAAGUUUCAACACUAUCUAUCUAAUUAUGUUCAUCUAUCUAUCUAUCUAUCUAUCUAAUAUUGUUCAUCAUCUAUCUAUCUAUCUAUCUAUCUAUCUAUCUGUUGUGUCAAGUUUCAACACUAUCUAUCUAAUUAUGUUCAUCUAUCUAUCUAUCUAUCUAUCUAAUAUUUUCAUCUAUCUAUCAUUCAUCUAUCAUUAUCUAUCUAUCUAUCUAUAUGUUGUGGAAUAUCUAUUUUGUGUUGCAUUAUUAUUUGCAUUAGUCAAUGUUCAUCUAUCUAAUUAUGUUCAUCUAUCUAUCUAUCUAUCUAUCUAUCUAUCUAUCUAUCUAUCUAUCUAUCUAAUAUUGUUCAUCAUCUAUCUAUCUAUCUAUCUGUUGUGUUUCAACACUAUCUAUCUAAUUAUGUUCAUCUAUUUAUCUAUCUAUCUAUCUAAUAUUGUUCAUCAUCUAUCUAUCUAUCUAUCUAUCUAUAUGUUGUGGUAG